Trichoderma virens Gv29-8 is the source of this 1392-nucleotide messenger RNA. RefSeq names its product glycoside hydrolase family 76 protein. The transcript is spliced from 4 exons. The coding region runs from base 1 to 1392 and encodes 463 amino acids. Gene Ontology annotation, molecular function: mannan endo-1,6-alpha-mannosidase activity. Lineage: Eukaryota; Fungi; Ascomycota; Sordariomycetes; Hypocreales; Hypocreaceae. Gene Ontology annotation, biological process: fungal-type cell wall biogenesis; carbohydrate catabolic process. The record is from RefSeq and is a predicted model, not a curated record.
AUGUUACCGUCAUUUGUAAUCAUUGCGACUUGUUUUUUCUAUGCGACAGUGGAGGCUAUUUAUCGUAUCGAUAAUGCAGAUAAUAUUCGAGACUCGGCCCGCGGGCUUGCAUACGACCUAAUGCUACAGUACGAAGGCAACAAGACAGGACAAAUCCCUGGUAUUUUGCCCGGCCCGCCGUCGGAGAAUAAGGGAGAUUAUUACUGGUGGGAAGGAGGUGCUAUGAUGGGCACGUAUGUCGAUUAUUGGCAUCUUACGGGCGACACAAGCUACAAUGCCGUGGUGAUGGAGGGAAUGCUUCACCAAGUAGGCGACCACGAAAACUACAUGCCCCUCAACCAUACCGCAUCUCUCGGAAACGAUGAUCAAGGUUUCUGGGGUAUGACCGCAAUGCUGGCUGCCGAGAAUAAAUUUCCGAACCCCCCGGCGGAUAAACCGCAGUGGCUUGCUUUGGCCCAGGCUGUUUGGAACACCCAGGCGGAUCCUAGUCGCCACGAUGAGACUUGCAAUGGUGGAUUGAGAUGGCAGAUUCCUUUCUCAAAUGCUGGUUACAAUUAUAAAAAUACAAUUGCCAACGGAUGCUUCUUCAAUAUCGGGGCCCGACUUGCUCGAUAUACACGAAACGAGACGUAUGCGAAGCGCGCCGAAGAUACCUGGAACUGGCUAUGGGGAGUGGGAUACAUUGAUCACAAAAGCUGGCUCGUCUAUGAUGGCGGCCAUGUUGAAAAGAACUGCACUGAUAUAAAUCUCGCCACAUUUUCCUACAAUGCAGCUGUUCUUACACAUGGAGCUGCCUUUAUGUAUAACUAUACCGAUGGCUCAGAAAUCUGGAAGAAUCGCGUAGAUAGGCUCCUCGAUUCUCUCCUAGCGAGAUUCUUUCCAGAGGGGAUCGCAUAUGAGGUUGCCUGCGAGCCACGCCAAGGUGCAUGCAGUACAGACAUGCUUUCAUUCAAAGGUUACGUUCAUCGCUGGCUAUCUGUGGUGGCUCAAAUUGCCCCCCACACCAAGGACAAGAUCCUUCCUAUUUUACGAAAGUCAACAGAAGCUGCUGUCAAGCAGUGCACGGGAGGCGAUUCAGGCCGACGAUGCGGCUUCUAUUGGAGCUCAGGGAAGUAUAUCGACACAGCCGUCGAUCAUACCAGCGGCGCCGGCGAAGCCAUGAAUGUCCUAGCAGCAGUCUCCAGUCUUCUAAUCAAUGAAGCACCUCCGCCAGUAACCAAUUCAUCGGGAGGUAUUUCCAAAGGAAACCCAAAUGCAGGUCAUGGAGGAGACAAUGGAGAGGUCGAGCUGAAGCCAAUUGGGGCAGCGGACAAAGCCGGAGCUGUUAUUGUGACACUUAUUUUACUGGGCAGCGCAACGGCUGCUUUUAUUUGGAUCUGUUCGUUUGACUAA